GCUUAUCUCCGUGAAGUCAUGAACGAACGAUGCGAGAAGCUGACGGAAGUUGCUGGUGAGAAUUCGCAGCAGACGGCAGCUUCUUGUGCUGAUGUUGCAAUGAAUUUGACAAGCGCAGUCAAUGAGAACUGUGGUAACGAGGGAUCACAUGUCACUGUUGCGACGGAUGUAGCCAAAAAAGGAUCAAAACUUAUUGGCCAGGACGGGGCUUCCACUGCUGAGAAUUCAGAGGAACAACAACAACAGCUUGUAGCAGGAAGCCCACACACCUCGCGUAUUCCGCGAAGUAAUUUGCUGCAGCAGUUGGUGUCCUUCUAUAGGGCUCAAGCUUCUCCGAAGUUUGCAUCUAACCGGACUGCCGUCUCUUUUAAAACUCCAAAACGAAAUGUUUUGGCUGCAGUGGAACAUGCAACUGUGGAAGAUCUCACGCCACCGUCCAGUGCGCUCAGAGCAAUUUCGCAGUACAGUUCUUCUUCCUCUUCAGCAAAUGUACACUUUUCUAUUGAAUUCACUGUCUCAAGCACUUCGGUGAUGCCUCAAAAUUCCUCGAAUGUUCUUUUUACUUCGAAGACACCUCGAAAUGCCUCAGGCACUUCGAACGCAUCUCAGAAUGCUUCACUCGCUCAGCAGUCGCAGAAUACGCUUGAAAUGGUGAAAAGAGGUAAUGAGCAAGCGACAAAUGACACCACACUGAAUGCGGCUCCAGCUGGGCCCCUAACGCGCUAUGCUUUCGAUCAUCUGAAGAACGGCGGAACACCGCGUCCAACUUCGACAACCAGAAAAAUUUUGGCUAAAAGGAUUGCUGAAGAUAAUGGCGUACCAUCAGAGCCGAGAACGCCGCCUUUUGCCAGAAUUGGUAAUCUCAUUAGCUUUUUACCGCACUCAUUCCGUGGUCGCUUAACCGAAUAA
Messenger RNA from Gongylonema pulchrum, 909 nucleotides. NCBI's taxonomy places the organism in Eukaryota, Metazoa, Nematoda, Chromadorea, Rhabditida, Gongylonematidae. The record is from the annotation of a GenBank genome assembly.